Messenger RNA from Wasmannia auropunctata (little fire ant), 5859 nucleotides. RefSeq lists its product as uncharacterized. NCBI's taxonomy places the organism in Eukaryota, Metazoa, Arthropoda, Insecta, Hymenoptera, Formicidae. The transcript is spliced from 16 exons. The record is from RefSeq and is a predicted model, not a curated record. Gene Ontology annotation, molecular function: calcium ion binding. The coding region runs from base 1283 to 5008 and encodes 1241 amino acids.
AGCGUACCAUGGCGUAGCUAUGGCAUAGUUAAAGUGGGAGAAACCGUGUAUGACCGUCCUCAGCCUGAGCCAGUCUCGUGUGAACGACCGUGAAGUGAAUCUCGGAUGGUGCACGCUCAGGACCUUGAGUCCUUCUUCGCGCUGAAACUCCGGAGCUUCGGGAUAACCAUCAGCUGCUAGUUUGAGGGAAGUGGACGGUUGUCAGUGGGUUCACCUGUGCUUCUCGGAUUUUGACAGAACGAUAAAAAUACAAGUCACUGACAUCAUUUGUUCUCAAAGAGAAAUUCGCUGGUCCAGAUUCGUCGUGAACCUUGUUCGGCUAUGUGCACCUUGGAAAUGUCUUUAACGUGAAUCGAGUGUCGAGAAAUUGUACCGAGGUGUUUCUGUAUGUGAGAUGCGAUAUUGAAAACUUUACUGUUUGAACGAUAUUUAAUUUGUAUGACUCUCUGGUUUGUUUUUCUGCAUUGAAUUGAUUAUCUAAAGAGAGCAAUUGAUCGUUGCCUUUCAAAACUGUGUGUGACUAUCCUAUUUUGCAAAACUUACUACAUUAUCAUCGUAUUCAAUAUAAAAAGUUUUAUAUUUUAUAUUUCAAUCUGAGAAAUAAUUUAACUUUAAAUAUGGUUGUCAAGUCGUCUUGAAUUUUACAGAAUUUAUAAGUGAUGUCAUUCAUUUUAAAGAAAUAACUUACAAGUCUUUCUGUUUGAAAAUGCGAAGAAGGUGGCCUAAGAGAAAUUUUGAUAGACAAUAAAAGCAUCGACAUUUUUAAAAGUGCAAUUCAAAAUAAAAUAGCAAAGAAUUAAAUGAAUCUGAUGACAACGAAAUACGGUCAGUCUCGUGGAAUGAGCUACCAUCUUAUCGGAUAUUAAAUUAAGUCCGGCGCGGUACAUUGACCAAAAACCUGACGUGUACACCGGUCUGAUCCGCCGCCAAGUAGGUCAACCGGCGUGUGCGAGAGUGCGAGACUGAGCAAGAGAAAAAAAGAAACACAUCAGUGGCAGGAUAAGGGGUGGAGGGAGAAAGAAAGAGAGAGAGAGAGAGAAAGGCGAGGGAAAAAGAAAGAAUGGCGUGCUGCAGGCAGCGCCCGUGAAGUCGGCUUUCCUGAUGAUGUCCAGCGGCUCGUUGUAGGCUUGUGAUCUAAAAUGGCGGACAUCGGUAGGCACCACAGCUCGCUUCGAAUCGACCGGUUCGGAUGCGCGGAAUCCUGAAGGAGAAGACAUCGCGUCCUUGACAUUCGCAUCCUUGAUCUUGCUAGGAGAAGCGCGGGUUGCGAGAGCCGACGAUCAUGGCGGGACUCAUUGGGUCGAAGGUCCUGGCGACCUUGACGAUCCUUGCACUAUCCGGAGUGCUGGCCAUACAGAACGAUAGAACAUCUUCUCGAAUGUCCCGCGAAAAUAUCGUGUUGAGUGCUAGCGCUUACACCGGUCCCGAAAAAACGUCCAGUGGAAGUCAACUGGACGAGUCCCGAACCUUCCAGAGAACCGUCCCAGCGUUCCAGUUGGAAAGCUCGAAGAGCAUUAACGAUUACGACAGGGAGGAGACCAGGAUUGUGUUCAAAGAUACGAGCCGCGACGAGUCUAUCGACGAACUAACGUCGUCGAAGCACGUGGCCCAUAUCGACGGCAAUAACAUCGAGGCGAAAGCCGGCGAGUACUACCACAUAGUGCCCACCACCAGCGAGUCGAUGUCGGGGGAAGGACAAGGGGCUCCGCUGAGAGUAGAUCUCCUGUCGGAGCCCCAUCAGCUGGUUGGCGCGCCGAGGCAACGAGCACAGCAUUCACCAGUAACGGAUCAGCAGCGGCGAGGUCGUCAAGAGAACCCGAGGAUCUAUAGCGAGCACGCGCCGCCACCGAUCCUGCAGACCGCCGCACCAGGUAGACAAGCGAAUCCCGAUAUCCAGGACAUUAUCACCGGUAUCGUCAAGUUGCUAAAUGGCAACGUGAAUGUAGCCGCAAACACCGUCAGGCCGUUGAGGCCGAUACAAGCCACGAGGAUUAACAACAGAGGACCACCCAGAAUAUCGGACGUGCCGCCGUUGCUGUCGGACUUUGACACUCCCGGCAUGAAUCCACCGCCGCCGCCGCCGCCGUCGUUGUCGUCGUCUCAUCCUUAUCCGUUCGAAAAGCCCCCUGCACCUGACAGACCGUUGUUGCCACCGGAGAGACCCAUUAGGCCCUUCAUCAGCGGAGUGCCAUUACCAGAGCAAGUCGUGCCGCCCUGGACUUGGGAGUCUUCUCAUAACGGGAACAGACGACCGGUACUGCCUUACAAACCCUCGCUACCGUCGCUGGAUUCCUCCUUCCAUCGCGACAAAAACCUUUCAACGACGGAGAACUCGCAGUAUGAUUUAAAACCGGAAUCCGAAACGCCUCAGGAGAGCUCCACGAUAAAGAAAGAUGCCAGUCAUCAAGAAACACUUAUCAAAGACGACGAUACUAAGAAUCGCACGGGCAAUUCUGGCGUCGCGAAGGAUCAAGUCGAAUCCGCGGUAGCGAUUGAUGAUUCAGCUAACCAGAAUGCAACGAAGAAACACGAAUCCGAAGAGUCCACAAAGAAGCCUCUCAAUACUGUGAUUCACAAGUAUCAUACACCGUCAAAAGAAAAUAAAAUCAGCGGCGAGGAGACGUUGAUCCUCGGUCUCGCCACAGAUGCCACUCCGGCCCGCACGACGCGACAUCCGGACGUGUCUUCGGUCGCGUCUUUGAACGGUCAGGUCAAGAUUACGAAAUCCUCGAAAAGCGAGGAGAAAGUUUCCGCGACGUCCAAGGGGGAAAAACCGAUCGAGAAAACUACCUCGACCACCUCGAAGACCUUUUCGACCAGCACCUUGAACAUCGAGACCAGUUCGUCGGUCCAAGUGAUCGAAUCCGUGCCGACGAAAGUCGUCCUUCGACCGACCGCGAUCACCGUGAAAUCAAGCGUCGACACCAAGUUUGACGUGAGUCUGGAGCCUAGCAGGGCAUCAGAUAUCGAGUACGCGGAACCGACGUCCAGCGUCUCGACGCCGACCGACGGUCUCCCUGCGACUUACUCGAAGAAUUCGGCCACGACGGAGAAGAACAUUCAUCCCACGACUUCGGUGCUCACGAAAAAUACAGGAUCCACUGAACGUUAUCGCCCACGACCAGGAAUUGUCCUGGACGAUACUUUGGAUUAUACUGGAGCGCAAGGAUUACCAAGUCAGAGGCCUUAUGCACCUUCGAGACAUCCAUCUCACGGUGACGUUUUUGAUGUAACAGUUUCGGCAAUUCAGGGACCCGGAGGGAGUUCCGGGGAGAGCGUUAGAGUGUCUCUAAACUCAGGCGGCGAUGUCAUAUUAACUUCCGCGGUGGGCGGAGAAGGUUUCGUGAGUAUUGACGGUAAAAGAACAUAUCUGAAUCUGUUCGAUAACACGGAUCGAACGCCCGCACCCACCCAUGUACAACCACAACCCACCAGGACGCAACCGCCGCCCAUCAUCGGCAGUGGUCUCGCCAUUCCACAACCGGAUACUCCUGUUGCCACUUCCCGUCCGAAUGGGUCAAAUCGAAGGCAGCCACCGUUAUAUCGCAGACCGACGCAGCCAACAGUCAGAAUAGACACUUGCAUCGUCGGCGACACGAGUACGUGCGACGCAAGUCAACACGAGGCUUGUGCGACGGUUCAAGGCGUAUCGGCUUGUCAUUGCAAGCCAGGAUACGCGAGACUGCAGCAUUCGCUGCCGUGCAAAAAGAUCGUCAGUAUUGUCGUGUCAAUUAGAGUUGACAAAUUUUAUGACAAGAAAGUCGUGUGGGAUCGAGGACUAGCUGACAGGGACUCGGAAUCUUAUCAAACUCUUGCUUAUGAGGCCAACAGAGCCGUCGAGUCUGCCAUGUCUAUGACACCAUUCUCGGAUGAAUAUAUGGGAUCAUUGAUAAAUAACGUUUACCAAGGAGACGUAAGCCAAGGACAAGGCGGAGUAUUCGUGAAUGCGACCCUGAAACUCACUUACGAACCGAGAACGAUUAGGCCAAGCUUAGCCGGUGAGCUUCAAAGGCAUCUGCUAGGUGUUAUUCAUAGGAGAAAUAACAACAUCGGCAACAGUGCCCUGUACGUGGACAGUCCACCGGGAUCCAUAUCGAAUUUGCAAGAUUUGGAUGAAUGCGCUUCGUCGGAGUUGAACGAUUGCCAUUCGUCCGCCAGUUGCAUCAACACUUUCGGCGGUUUCACGUGUUCCUGCAAUCAAGGACUAAAGGAUCCUCAUAAAAACGAUCCUAAUGAUUCCGGCAGAACGUGCUUGUCGUGUCCCUCGACCUAUUGUAACAAUCGCGGCACUUGCGCCUAUCAAGGAGAUCAGAUGCAAUGCACAUGCACCGGCAAUUAUUACGGCACGCAAUGCGAGGUCGACGGCGAGGUCUUGGGCGUCGCUAUAGGCGCAUCCGUGGCCGCGCUAAUAAUCAUAGUUCUGACUCUAGUCUGUCUCGUCAUGUGGAGCCGUAAAUGGUCUCGCGAACAAAAGUCUGCGGGCUCUCCGGUGUACGGUUACAUCCAAGGUGGAAUACCUGGUACUCUCCCAGGGACUUUAGCGAGGGUCGGUUCCGUGGGUACUCUGGCAUCCGUAAAACAAGGACCGCCGACAAAUUUGCCACCUUACAUGUGGGCCCAUUUUGGUGAACACAUGGCUACAGCGAAUCUCUAUGCGACCGAACCCAUGGGCCCUACGCGACCAAGCUCGGCGAUGUUCGGUUAUCCACCCAUGAACGUUCACGGAACAUUGCCUCCGGUCCCAUUACCGCGACUUCAGGCCCCAUCGCGGCCGAGACAGAGACCUCAGCCGGAUCCGGAUAGCUCGGAUUCCGAGCCGCAAGAUAAGGACAGAGCCGACCUAAUUCCUCAGAGCAGUGGUUUUCACGUACCGAGGCCAAAGUCGAGAUCUUCAUUAGCGAAUCAAAGUGGCAUCUAUAACGACGUGGAGUACGACCAGGGUGACAUUCAUCAUUUAUCGAAGAACAACAUCCCGAUGUCCACUUACAGGCCGUACUACAGAACGUGAAAUUUACACUGCCGAGAGGGUGCAGGGAGUACAUUCGCCCACGUGUCGAGGGACGGGCGCUAAAUAACCCGUCGCGAAUUUAUCGUCUAAAGUGCUCAAUAAAUAGUGCAUUAGAACACGGUGUGGUGCUACUGCUGGUGCGAAGUAAUCCCACGGGUAAGAGCUGCGACUCGUUCCAGAGUCGUCUGAGCAAACGUAUACCGAACAUAUACGGAAGAUUUGCACAAGUGAAGUGGAAGUGAGCCUAUUCGUGUCCGCGCGUAUUAAAGCGGAUUAGGAUUGCUCGCUACAAAGUCGUGUUCUUGUAGUCAAGGGAUAUCGUAUUUGCGAUAGAUCGAUCAAUUCUUAGUAUAAUACGCAGAUAUUUAUUAUUCCGUUUCGUUAUUUGAGUUUUAGAUUAUUUUGUAAAAUUCAAAAGUUCAUUUAUGAUAUUAGACGCAGUUUUAUUAAGAGAGACACGUAUGCGACGCGAUUGCAUAUAUAUGUUUGAUUAUUUUUAACUAACUCGUUAUCACUGUUAGCUCAAUACUACGAAAAUAAUUUGUAAGAACAAAUAUAUCGACUGUUUACGAUUAGUUAUAAUUGUUAAGCAGAAACUAACUGUUGCGUUAUAAAUAUUAAACAAUUUAGUAGAGAAGAAUUUAAUUUUUAUUAUUUUAAGUCACUUUAAGAAUUUAAGAGUAUUAAUAUAAUUACAAUUAAUUUAUUAAUAUCUUUUUGAAAAAGGUAUACCGAAAUCUAAGGGCAGUAAAUAAUUAUUUUCUUACGCAUCAUGAGAUAUUAGUACUUUAAUUUGUAUUAAGCAUGCAAUGUAAUUAUAUAUUGUAAUUAUAUAUUUUCUAGACUCAAUA